Messenger RNA from Penicillium chermesinum, 453 nucleotides. RefSeq lists its product as uncharacterized. Lineage: Eukaryota; Fungi; Ascomycota; Eurotiomycetes; Eurotiales; Aspergillaceae. Bases 1 to 453 code for a protein of 150 amino acids. The transcript has a single exon. The record is from RefSeq and is a predicted model, not a curated record.
AUGCAGAUCACUCAAUUCUUCCUCUCCACCCUCCUCGCCGCUUCUGCGGUCGUGGCCGCUCCCACUCCUGCCGAGACCCGUAAGUCCAUGAUGGCCGCCGACUCCCAGUGGACCAUUGAGGGCCUGAAGCGCGUCUGCGACAAGGGCAACACUACCUGCACCUGGACCUUCGGUAUCGACACCGGCUCCGCCGUCCAGAAGGUCAAAUACGUCGUCCACAAGUCCGGCGAUACCGGUGCCAACGACGCCAACGGCGGGCCUUCCACCUUCGGCGACUUCACCAUCACCUCCGGCUGGAGUGGUCAAUUCGGUCCCGGCAAUGGCUUCACCACCCUCUCCGUUGUCGACAACAAGCUCAAGGAGAUCAUCUACCCUGCCUAUACCGAUGCCCAGCUGGCGGGCGGAAAGGUGGUCACUCCUGACCAGAGCUACACCCCUGCUGCUCUCCCCUAA